AUGGCGGAACAUUCGUUUCCUAGUAUUGCAGCAGGGGACCAUAAAGGUUAUAUGGAGUACGCCAUAAGCAUUGCUAAGCUGUCGCCUCCGGCACCGACAAAAUUUUGUGUUGGAGCUGUCCUGGUCGACCAUACGAACAAUUCUAUCAUCUCUACUGGAUACUCUCUCGAACUACCUCGAGAUUCGCUCGGGGAUCCAGGAACCACGCACGCUGAACAAUGCUGCUUCAUUAAAGUGGCGCAAAGGUUCGAUCUUCCAGAGGAAAGGAUAGGUGAAGUACUGCCAGAAAACACGGCUCUGUACACAACCAUGGAGCCAUGUAAUGAACGCUUGAGUGGUAAUAGGACCUGUGUUGACAGAAUACUAAGGCUGGGCGGCGCGAUCAAAACAGUGUAUGUAGGAAUCAAGGAGCCAGAGACGUUCAUUGGCCAGAAUGAGGGCAGGAAGCGGCUGGAGGAAGCUGGCGUUGUGGUGAGUGUUGUGGAUGGACUGAAAGAUCGAAUCAUGGAGGUGUCCAUGGCAGGCCAUGAGAAGCAUGGCGGGAGUAGUUGA
This is a messenger RNA of Bacidia gigantensis, 552 nucleotides long. RefSeq lists its product as uncharacterized. NCBI's taxonomy places the organism in Eukaryota, Fungi, Ascomycota, Lecanoromycetes, Lecanorales, Ramalinaceae. The coding region runs from base 1 to 552 and encodes 183 amino acids. Gene Ontology annotation, molecular function: catalytic activity. The transcript has 2 exons. The record is from RefSeq and is a predicted model, not a curated record.